AUGGACCUCAUACGAUACUUGCUCGUGUUCGUCCUACUCCUCGUUGAGUGCUGCGAUGGAUUGUCGUGGUUAUCACUGGGUCUCGCCACGUCGAGAAUUGAGAGAAGCAAACCUGGAAACUCUUGCAAAUCGCUGAAAGGCCUCACGAGAAGGCAGAUGAGAUUUUGCAAAAAGAAUAUUGAUCUAAUGGAUAGUAUUCGUGGCGGAGCCCUAGCCGCACACGCCGAAUGCCAAUACCAAUUCCACAAACGUCGAUGGAAUUGUACCCUCAUCGAUCCGGUUACCUACGAGGUGAUAAGUGAUGUUUUCCUGAAUGAGAACACCCGAGAAUCGGCAUUUGUUCACGCGAUUUCAUCAGCAGCCGUCGCUUAUAAAGUGACUCGUGAUUGCGCGCGCGGAAUCAGCGAUCGAUGUGGUUGUGAUUAUUCGAGAUCGACUAAUACCGCGAGAUCCGAUUAUAUGUAUCAAGGAUGUUCAGACAAUGUCAAAUUUGGAAUUGGAGUUUCGAAAGAGUUUGUGGAUGCUGCUGAAAGAAAACCGGUAUUUUCAGAAAUCGCCCAUAAUUCGAGCAGGCCGAUACCUGAGAAUGUGCAUGUCAUCAAUUUGCACAACAAUCAAGCCGGACGGCAAGUCUUGGAGAAAGCGCUUCGGCGCGAAUGCAAAUGUCAUGGAAUGAGCGGUUCAUGCGAAAUGAAAACUUGCUGGGAUUCACUUCCUCCAUUUAGAGAAAUUGGCAUGAAUAUUAAAGACAAAUUCGACGGAGCUGCCGAAGUCAAAGUUGUGAAGGAUGAUGCACAAGAGAAGCCGAAGAUCGUGAUGAAACAUUCGCAAUUCAAACGGCAUACUAGUGCCGAUUUGGUGUAUAUGACGCCAUCUCCCGACUUUUGCGAAGCGAAUCCGGCGAGGGGAAUAUUUGGAACGAAAGGAAGACAAUGCACACAAUCGCCGAACGCUAUUGAUGAUUGUAGUCUGCUCUGCUGCGGUCGGGGAUAUGAGAAGAAGGUUGAAAUAAUCGAUGACAAAUGCAAUUGCAAAUUCCAUUAUUGUUGCCGAGUCGAAUGCGAUCCAUGCCAGAAACGCGUCGAGAAAUUCUUUUGCUUGUAA
Caenorhabditis bovis is the source of this 1104-nucleotide messenger RNA. The record is from the annotation of a GenBank genome assembly. Lineage: Eukaryota; Metazoa; Nematoda; Chromadorea; Rhabditida; Rhabditidae.